Messenger RNA from Besnoitia besnoiti, 930 nucleotides. RefSeq lists its product as uncharacterized. The transcript has 5 exons. Bases 1 to 930 code for a protein of 309 amino acids. The record is from RefSeq and is a predicted model, not a curated record. Lineage: Eukaryota; Apicomplexa; Conoidasida; Eucoccidiorida; Sarcocystidae.
AUGGCAAGCGACGACAAGAGAAGCCGCGCGCGGUCGGCGCUCAGCCGAGCCCGUGCGCGGCUCUCGACCCUUUCCGCCUUUCGUCAGGCUGCGGAAAACUACGAGAUGAUGAAUAGCAAGUUCUUCGGCUACGAUACCGCCGCAGUGCGGCAGGAUAGUCUUCGAAGGCAGCUCAGCGAUCCCUCAGUUGGCAAAGAGCCGGCUGAGUCCCGGAUGACGGCUGAGGAAGAGGCGUUUGCUAAACAGCACGGCAAUAAACGAUACAUUAGUCGUGGUCUGCUUGGGGAGCCCCCCCCGUUCGCUCGAAACUCUCGAGGAGUAACCGUUCGGUCAGGAGGCGUGCAUCUGAACGAGUUCUCAAGAAUCAAGAUGGCGGAUUUACGCACUGCAUGUGCUCUUUCGCUUCUGGAAGCCGACAUGAAUCAUUACCGACACCUUUAUUACGAAGAACGGCGAAACCAACAGGUCCAGGGAAGGCUCAAGUUCUUUGUGGCACCGCCGACAAACAGCACUAUACCCGAUCUCUGGCUCCUCGACCACUCGGCCGUGCUCGAGAAUAUUCCACCGCCGCCGCCGGAGGACCUGGAGAUUGAUCGCGAGCUUGCCAUGCUUCCUGAUCUCCGGCAGGCAUUCGCUCUCAUGCGGCAGCACCAGGUCGCCAAACUGCAGAAGCGCCGCGCGGUUGCGCCGCCAACUCCUGCUCCCGCGCCUGGAAGUACUGGGAAAGUUCCUCCAAGUGCUUUGCCUGGAAAAGGUGCUGCCGCGGCGUUGAAGGCCAACCAGGAGCAGAGGGUAGCCGAAGCAUCGCAGCCUCCACCCGUCACCACGCCCGGGUCCUCCAAGGGUGCGCCUCCAGGUCCCCCAGGCGCUAAGAAGGGUCUAGGGCCUCCGAAGAAGAAGCCACCAGGUCCGCCGCCUGCCGCGAAGUAG